This is a messenger RNA of Pocillopora damicornis (cauliflower coral), 1611 nucleotides long. Its product is annotated as inactive hydroxysteroid dehydrogenase-like protein 1. NCBI's taxonomy places the organism in Eukaryota, Metazoa, Cnidaria, Anthozoa, Scleractinia, Pocilloporidae. Gene Ontology annotation, molecular function: oxidoreductase activity. The record is from RefSeq and is a predicted model, not a curated record.
UCCAGACUUAACUUUUCGGGUGGUGGCUUACAGGAGGUUCGACUGUAUGUUACAACAAAUAUUCUCAUAACAAAACUUUUCAAAAUAGUAAUCGAUGCAAACCUUCUCCUUUGUACGCUCUUUCUCUUAUUGUAAUUCAGGUGGAGAAUAUGAAGCUUUGAAUCAGUAUUCAUGGAUAACUAUUAAUUAUCCCAACCAAGAUUUUAGCCAAGAAAAGCUAGAUCCGCCAUCCUUUGUCCACAGUUCCUAUCAACUUUUACUUUUUUAUCUGGAGUACGAAUAUAUUCAAUAUGGCGGCCCACAGUCAAGACUAUCUGGCGUGUAUUUUAUCAUACCUGGAUAACUCUGGCUUAAAAAAUGGAUUAGCACUUUUAGGUCUUUUGUGGACAGCCAAAGUAUCUUUAACUCUUGCUUUCAACAUCGUGAAAGGCAUGAGAAUAUAUUUGUUAGCUCAAGCCACGCGAAGGAAUAAUUUUCGUACCAAAUAUGGCGGCAGAUGGGCAGUUGUUACAGGUGCAUCUGAAGGAAUAGGAAGAUCAUUUGCAUGUGAGUUGGCACAAUGUGGAAUGAAUGUUGUUCUGAUGAGUCGCUCAACCCAAAAAUUGGAAAAGGUUGCAGAGACCAUAGAAAAAGAAUGCAAGGUUGAAACACGUAUCAUCCCAAUAGACUUUGCCACACAGGAUGUUUACCAGAAAAUAACCACUUCACUAGAGGGACUCGACAUAGGCAUUUUAGUGAACAACGUUGGUGUAAUGUAUGACUAUCCACAAUACUUUUUGGAUGUUCCCAAACAGAAACUUUUUGACUUGAUAAAUAUUAACAUGACUUCGCUUAUAAUGAUGACACGUGUUGUUUUACCCCAGAUGUGUAAAAGGAAACGGGGCGCAAUUAUUAACAUGUCGUCUAGUGCAGGAGAGUUGCCUACACCCCAGAUGACAGUCUAUGCUGCAACUAAGGAAUUUGUGGACAGUUUUUCACGUGCUCUUGCUUUUGAGUAUGCCCCGCAAGGGAUUGAAGUUCAGUCUCUGAGACCGUUUUACGUGGCCACAGCCAUGACAUACGGUACAAAAGCUAAUAUCGUUGUUCCAUCACCUGAAACGUACGUGAAGAGUGCACUUUACACACUGGGAUUGUCAAGACGAAACACAGGCUACUGGAGUCAUGGUAUUCAGGGUUGGUUUGUUAGUUUUUGUCCCGAAUGGCUCUGGAUGUGCACCGCUACUUUGCUCAACAAUCAAAUCCGUCGAGUUGUUCUUAGAAAUAGAAAGCAGUGACGAUUUUCUUAUUGGAAGCUUUCCUUUAAUAUUAAUCUCAUUUCUUUGUUACAAAUAAUCCAAACCGAUUAAAUCGGCUCCCUACAAUUAUAAUAGGUAUCGUAAGCCAACCCUGAAUUAUCAUGUGCUCUUGUUUCAUUCAUUUGCUGCACAUAUCUAAGUUUACUCUGAUCCCUUUUCCUUUGAAAAUUAAAGGUAACUAUCCGUUUUUAUAAAAAUUAGUAUUGUAUACUCUGCCAAUUUUUAUGGCAAGAAAAUCUAAGACACCUGAUGCAACUGAAAGAAAAUUCUGGGCUGGUCGAAUGAACUCAUGUCUAUUGACAUCUGUGUAUACAUC